GGCAAGGUAGUCGUAGAACUUUUUGACAGUGACAGAUAGUUGACGUUUUAUCGUUUUAUUUUCAUAUUUACUAUGUGAAUUAUUGGAAAAUUUUCCAUAAAUAUUCCUUUUGAUAUCAAUGUAAUGGAUCUACCUGGACAACUCGGUUAUAUGGUUUUAAACGAAGAAGGCGCCGUAUUAUCCUCGGUUGGAGAUUUGGAAAAUGACGAGAAAUUCGCGAAUUCUAUAAUGGGAUUGUUAAAUAUCUCGUCGCAGUCCGAUUUGUGCGAUAAUCCCAAGGGCUUCAAAAAGAUUUCCAUCACCUACGAGGACCACUGCUACAUCGUGUGCUUGUCCAACAGAAAAAUCCAUAUUGUAAAGAGAAAGUUCUAAUUCUUGGCAGGCUAUCGAAGAAAAAACUUUCCAAUGAAUGUUAUAUUGUAUUUGACUAAAAUGAAAUUCAUGCAAAUGAUUAUUCUCGUAGGUGGGAUUUGUUUUUCCACGUAUCUACUUUAUAGUCAGUUACAAAGCAUGUAGUCCUUUGUUCUGAUAAAGGUAAAUUGCAAAUUAGAUUGUUUUUCACACUAAAAGGAUGUUGAAACUUUAUUAAUGUGUCAUUUACCUUCCAAUUUCUAGCUCGGCUAUUAAAAUAUAUGUACCUAAUCUAUAUGUAAAUGUUAAUGUAUAUUGGAAUAGAUCUUAAAUCCUUUCUGUGUCCACAAAACGGACUUGUUAUAUUAUUAAAUUUCCCCAAGUUUCUGUAACUAAUUUACACUUACCUGUUUAUCUAAUCAAAGAAUUAUUUUUCUACCAAAGUAUCUAGUUGAAAGGUUUUCUUCGAGUUUACUACUCAUGUAACUUGUUUCACUCGGCAAAUGUAUAUCGAAUAGGAGUUGAAAAUAUUUUUGCGAAUUCCAUUCCAUUUAGUUUUGAUAUUGUACAAUUUUUAAUAAAUGUAUCGCAAA
Phyllotreta striolata is the source of this 944-nucleotide messenger RNA. The record is from the annotation of a GenBank genome assembly. Lineage: Eukaryota; Metazoa; Arthropoda; Insecta; Coleoptera; Chrysomelidae.